AUGCCAUACCUUGAUUUCCCCGAGGAUGACAUCUCCGUCUUCUACAAAACCAACUUUUCCAUGCAGGGAGAUGUUCCCUUACUGGACAGGUCAAAGAGAACAGUCCUGUUGUUGCCCGGAACAAUCUUUGACGUCUCCUCCGGCCUCAUCAACCAGUUCAACGACCCCCAACUCUCUGACUCGUACAACCUCAUUGCCUUCGACCUACGCUCAGCUGGCAAGACCAUCUGUUCGCCAUGCGAACUACGGGAUUCCUGGGUAGACGCCGCGUUAUUGAUCAAGUGUCUUGUCCGACUGCAAUUUCCCGCGGUACACGUAUUCGCUCCUUGCGUUCUGUCCAUCCAUGCUGCUCUACGAAUGGCCCUACUGUGGCCGGAUCGUAUUCUCAGCCUCGGAUUCAUCAGUAUCCAACGAGAAGAGGAGGAGGAGUGGGUUGCAGAGGCGUGGAGGGAUCUGGUGCAGAUGCUCACCACUGCCCCGAAUCUGGAGACUCAGGAGGAAGCCAUUAACGAGAUGUUAGGUCACACGUUCUACGAGGGCUUGCCCCUUGAUCAGCAGGACCGAUGGGCACAAUAUGUUGAGACUCAAUAUCCUCCCGCACGAACAGCCCGCUUCCUGGACUUCACCUUGACCGUCUUCCAACGGACUAACCUGACACCGGAACAGAUGGCGAUGAUCAAGCAGCCUGUGAACAUCAUCAGCGGCGACAGUUUCGUCUGCCCACGAGCCGAUGCCGAAAACCUUCAUCGCCAGUUCGUAAACGCAUCUGGUGGUGCACAGCUACAUAUCAUCCCGAACGGUCCUGAGCAACUCUACUUUCCCCGCCCCUUCUACCCAACCGUCAACUCCCUAUACGUGACCUUCAUCUCCGAACUCGCUUCACCUCCUGCUGGGCCGGGCGAGCCUAGCAGCUUAUACAGCGGUCUGCAGGGUCUUGCCAGACUCAUGCACGACCCGCGAAUCGCUGAGCGAGAUAGUAACAAGGUCGCAAGCUUCAGCUGCCUCACCCUGGAGAAGAGGGAGGAACGGAAGACAUACUUUACACAUGCUCUCACAGCACAACAGGGCGCGUUCGAUCCUGUAGGACCGAACGGUGAGAUGCCAAGAAAGUUCUCGGAACGCCAUCUCCAGCAACAAAUCAAACAAAUGCAGCAAAUGCGUGACAUGUCCCGCAGGCCAUCGGGGACGCUAGAUAGCAACUGGACUGCUGGCGUCAAGGUAUCAACGAAUCACGACGCUUAAUGUGUCCCAGGUGACUCGGGUCAUGACUCUCAGUCCUUCGUUCUCGUUUGCACAUAGCUGGCGUAGGUACAAACCUUGCUACCAUGGGCUUAUAAUGAACCUACAAACUUGGUCGGUGACGACUCAAACCGCAUUGACAAGAGCCACCUUUGGAGCCUGGAAUUGGAACCGUUUCUGAAUCAUUAUCGAAAGGGGGAAUUAACGGUGCAAUUGUAAUAUAACAAGUUUUGCUUAUUGCCUUUUAAUACCUUGACUUCCUCGGCUUCGUCUUGCUCUGGACUUUUAUCCGGAAGGGGUCCUUCUGUGGAACAU
This is a messenger RNA of Dacryopinax primogenitus, 1554 nucleotides long. RefSeq names its product alpha/beta-hydrolase. NCBI's taxonomy places the organism in Eukaryota, Fungi, Basidiomycota, Dacrymycetes, Dacrymycetales, Dacrymycetaceae. The coding region runs from base 1 to 1242 and encodes 413 amino acids. The transcript is spliced from 6 exons. The record is from RefSeq and is a predicted model, not a curated record.